AUGUUUUAUGAUCCAGAUAAGUUCGACGCAGUUAUUGUCACCUUCAAGUUUCUAACUGUAUUUUCCUGUGGCUUGCUGUCAGGGGAGGCUUUAUUCCUUAGCAGGGCUCCAUACAAAUGUUUACUUGCUAUGUUAAAUGUUGACAAGAUAUCUUUGCGAGUUUUUCGUCUUUCUGGGACAUCAGCGAACCUUCAUAUGGUAAGAAUGUGAUGUUGUAUCUAAAAUUUUGUUGUGGAAGUUUCAAAUUGUACAGCAAGCAUUGCAAUGCUAUUUUUAUGUAGAUUAAUUCCUAUUCUAUAUUUGUUAAAUUUGUAUAUAUUUUAUAUUGUACUACAUUUAUGUCAUGUUGAGUAUCACAGUAGGCAGAUAAUUAAAACUGCCAAUUAUUUACCAGCAGACAUUUCUUAUGUAGUAAGGGGCCAUGUUCAUAUUCAUGUUGCCACAAAUAACAUCUAAUCAACAUAAUUACUUCACCCACCCACUCCAGAUAACAUCGAUCGAUUCAUCGAUAUUCAGUUGUCGAAUUUUGACUUUCAUAUUUAUGAUAUAAAGUCUGUACUUUGAUAGUUACUUUGGACAUAAUGUCGAUAAGUUCACAUAAAAACCCAUCCACCCACUCAUAACGUUGAUUCGACGUUAUUUGUGGCAACAUGAAUAUGGGCGUGACCCCUAAUACAAAUUUUUUUGCAAUAGACCUUUCCCCUUUUGAGUGAAAUUUUGAUCUAGACAAGUCUGGACAAAAAUUUCAUCACAGCUUGAAAGAGCAUCACAAAAUUAGUAAUAUUCCGAAGUUUCGUUGCGAAAUGUUGUAAAAUGCGGAUAAUAUAGCCUUGCGAAGUUUGCUGUUUUUCAGUCAUUUUACAUUACAAACAGGAAAUUGAUAAUCAGAUGAUCAAACUGACUAUCAAUUUCCCGUUUGUAAUGCAAAAUGACUGAAAAACAGCAAACUUCGCAAGGCUAUAUUAUCCGCUUGAUGCUCUUUCAAGCUGUGAUGAAAUUUUUGUUCAGGCAUAUCUAGAUCAAAAUUUCACUCAUAAGGGGAAAGGUCUAUUGCAUUCAGUCAAAUUACUGGUAGGUCUCUUCACCUUAGAGGUGUUACAUGUGGGCUGUAGUGUAUACUUAGGCAUGCAGGUAAUUUGUGUAUGUGUGCCACUGUAUCUGACUGGGAAGUUUGGAAAUUGUGUGACUGAGACCUAAAAAAAUUAAUAGUAAAAAGAUAGAAAGCAUCAAAAUUGCAUGCCCAAUAUCUCGGUUGUGCGAUACAAACUUUCCACACUGGUAUGUGUUUACAGAGGGAUCUCUGUAUGUGUUUACAGAGGGAUCAAUGUUAUAUAGCCUGUAUAUUAAAAUUAAACUAAAUAACAGUCUCUGCAGAGGAAAGUGUACUGGUAGUAAAAAUACUGCAAAGUAAAAAUGUUAGAAUUUUUUCUUAAAAGUUUUUAGCAACUUGUUCUAAUUAUCGAAUUGUUUAUUAGACGCCAGUUAGGGGAAACUACGGUGUUGGAAUCUGUUUAUUUUUAUAAAAUAUCAACUUUAUGCUGUAUUACCAGCAGUUUACUGACGAUGAUAGCUGGCUGCCGGCUAUCGUGAAAUUUUUCAAUCUUUUAUUAAAUAAGAAUUCUUGUUUUCAGUAUCUUUCAUCACAAAGGAUUUCAUCACAAUAAGUAUUACGUUUAAGUGCUGCCUGCCAGAACAUGAUGGUGGAUUCUUGGUAAUUCAGAUGAAAAUUAAAUAGCAUCUGAAACAAUUAUUCCACAUGAUUGUCCUGCAUGAUUUGAACAUAUUCUUCCAUGCAUCUAUUUACUAAAUAUGAAUAUGCGAUUCGAUGAUAAAUAUAUUUAAAAAAUAUGCCUGCCCACAUGGAAUUUUUUUGCUGCUACUGAUGAUUAGUUGCAGUUUUACUAGGUAACUAGCUGUCUUACUAAGAGUCACUUUAUUCCAAUUAAAUAUAUGUAUUAUUUAAUUGGGUUUAUAAUGGUUAAUUUCUAUGUUAAUUGACUUCCUAACUUGAAAUGUCAAUAGUAAAACAUGUUAUCUUGUUGUAACAGUAUCGACUAAAUUUGUUGGCAUGUUUUGCUGGGCUUGCUGUGUUCAUGUUGGAAAUACGAGACAGACAAUACUGGCUAUACGGAACACUGGGAGUGCUUCUUGUCCUGCUUUACACCAAGUUUUAUUUAUGUCCGAGGAUUAUUGACCAUUUGUUGGAGCCUGAUUUCACCAAGAAAAGUAAGUGUAAAAUAGGUUAGGAAAUAUAGCUUGAUGUUUAAUUUAAUACUUUGGUGUAAAUUGUAAAAGAGAUGCACUAUUGCCAUGAUGUAGAUCUAUCACACUAUUCUAGCAGUUCACUAUAAGGGGAAUGAUCUAUCGUGAACAUAGGUGGUAGUGGAGGUUAGACAGACUCUAGGGACAUCCAAGUGUUUUCUAUAUGGUAUUUAAUAAUUUCCUGCCUUCUGUGUUGAAAUUUAAUCUGCAGUUCUUACAUUUUAGACAGUAAAGAAUCUGACACAUUUGUAUUAAUUAAACUCUCCCCCCCUCUGAUUGCUCUUGAAGAGCGUGCAAGCUUCAACUUUUGGGGACAUAGCCCUCCCCCCCGGCUCUGUUGCCUUGAACAGGAUGAUUUAUCUCGAGUCAAUUGUGAUGCAUAUUAUAAAAUUGUAUUUUUUGCUUUCCACAAGUAGUAUUUGUUCCGGACAUGCAUGUGAUACGUACUCUGCAUUCUUUUCCAGGUGAAAGCCAUACAAACUUAAUGAUUUUGAAAUUCCAACAAGGGCACCACGGAAGAACUGUGCUAUCAUGCGCAACAUUUGUCUGGUUUAUAUACAGUCUAUAUGUCUCGUAG
Messenger RNA from Paramuricea clavata, 2839 nucleotides. The record is from the annotation of a GenBank genome assembly. NCBI's taxonomy places the organism in Eukaryota, Metazoa, Cnidaria, Anthozoa, Malacalcyonacea, Plexauridae.